Schizosaccharomyces octosporus yFS286 is the source of this 478-nucleotide messenger RNA. RefSeq names its product translocon gamma subunit Sss1. The record is from RefSeq and is a predicted model, not a curated record. The coding region runs from base 78 to 290 and encodes 70 amino acids. Gene Ontology annotation, biological process: post-translational protein targeting to membrane, translocation; protein targeting. Lineage: Eukaryota; Fungi; Ascomycota; Schizosaccharomycetes; Schizosaccharomycetales; Schizosaccharomycetaceae. The transcript is spliced from 3 exons. Gene Ontology annotation, cellular component: membrane; Ssh1 translocon complex. Gene Ontology annotation, molecular function: transmembrane protein transporter activity.
GGGUGCUGGUGCUUUGCUUGCUUGCUGCUACACCACCAAGACAUAAACCACGCGGGCAUUUGUAUAAAGAAGUCAAGAUGGCUGAGAAUUUCGAAGAAUUAAUCCAAGCUCCAAAGGACUUGUAUAAAGAAGGAUCUCUCUUCAUUAAGCGCUGUGUCAAGCCCGAUCGUAAAGAGUUUUUUAGUGUCUCCAGAGCCGUUGCUACUGGUUUUGUGCUUAUGGGAUUCAUCGGUUACAUUAUCAAGUUGAUUCAUAUUCCCAUUAACAAAGUACUUGUUGGUGGUGCUUAAGAUGUUUAUGAGCUUUCUUUACGGAGGUAUUUUCCAUUUUCUGAUGACGAGUUUUUCAUAUAUGAUUUGAUAGAAUGAGUGCUCGAUCAUAUUACACUGACAGAAAUCUUGCUAAUUGUAUUCUUCAAUAUCUAUUCAACUUUCUUUGAGUAUAUCUUUCAUUUGAUUCCCUUUUCUUAGAAUCUAAC